GUCCUAGAGAGUGGCACGAUCCAAUUCACCCCCCUGCCCCUCUGCUCCACUGCAGGUUGCCUGGACACCCUGCCCCUGUCCCCGGGCUGCAGGGGGAGCAGGCCCCAGAGGACGCCGUCUGCUCCCUGCCGGAGGACGCUGCUGGUGGCCAAGCCGGGCACCAUGCACUCCCUGGACGAGCCCCUCGACCUCAAGAUCAGCAUCUCCAAGCUGCGGGCAGCGCGGGAGAAGCGGACACUGGGCAGCACCAAGCACCGGGCCUUGCACCGCGAGCUCAAGAGCCAGGAUGAUGGUGCCGCAGCGAUGGGCCCCGGCUCGCCUGGCUCCCCGCUGGCCGGUCCACUGCUGCCCUCCAAGUACCACGACAAACGGGACGCUCGCUUCUCCUCGACGCCCCUGCUGGACCUCAGCCUGUCGCCCCCAUCCGGCCUGGACUCCCCCGGUGGCAGCACCUCGCUGUCCCCUGAGCGGCAGGGCAGCGGGGACCUGCCCAUGGCCCCCAACCCCCAUGAUUUCCCGUCCCUGCGCUACAUCGACGGCCUCCCGAGCUCCUUCCAGUUCUUCCUGCCCCUGGGCUCAGGCGGCGCCCUGCACCUGCCGGCCUCGGCCUUCCUCACCCCCGCCAAGGAGAAGCGCCUCUCUCCGGAGCUGCCUCUGCCGCAGCAGCUGGUGUGUCGCUGGGCCAAGUGUAACCAGCUCUUCGACCUGCUCCAAGACCUGGUGGAUCACGUCAACGACUUCCACGUCAAGCCGGAGAAGGACGCGGGUUACUGCUGCCACUGGGAGGGCUGCGCGCGCCAUGGCCGGGGCUUCAAUGCCAGGUACAAGAUGCUGAUCCACAUUCGCACCCACACCAAUGAGAAGCCUCAUCGCUGCCCAACCUGCAACAAGAGCUUCUCCAGGCUGGAAAACCUUAAAAUCCACAACCGCUCGCACACAGGCGAGAAACCCUACAUGUGCCCCUACGAGGGCUGCAGCAAGCGCUACUCCAACUCCAGCGACCGCUUCAAGCACACGCGCACCCACUAUGUGGACAAGCCCUACUACUGCAAGAUGCCCGGCUGCCACAAGCGCUACACGGACCCCAGCUCACUGCGCAAGCACAUCAAGGCCCAUGGCCACUUUGUGUCCCACGAGCAGCAGGAGCUGCUCAAACUCCAGCAGCCUCCCAAGACCCCCGUCGCCUCAGCGGAAGUGCCUUACGUCAACGGGGCGCAACUCAUCAUCCCCAACCCGGCCGCCCUCUUUGGCGGGCACGCGCUGCCCGGCCUGGGCGCCUCUCUGCCCAUCCCCCUGGCCCCGGGUCCCCUGGACCUCAGCACCCUGGCCUGUGGUGCCGUGGGCUCUGCUGCGCUGUCGGGGCUGCCCAGCCCCAUGCUGUCCCUCAAUGGGGCGCCACUCAACUUGGCCAAGAGCCCCUUGCUGGCGUCUCCCUUCGGGGCUAGCGGGCUGGGGCUGCCAGUGGUGUCCCUGCUUGCUGGCAAGACGGACGUGGAGAAGUGCCAGGCGGGCGACACCAGGGUGGCCAAAGCGGGCAAAGCUCAGGGGCUCGAGAGCCGCAAAGACUCGUGUGACAGGACUGAGCGGGCCCGGCUCAGGCGUGCUCCGGAGAGCCUGCCGCUGCUGCCCGGCGCCGUGCUGGACCUGUCCACCGGCGUGAGCUCUAUGGGCAGUCCCGAGGCCCUGCCGCCAGGCUGGGUGGUGAUCCCCCCUGGCUCCGUCUUGCUGAAGCCGGCCGUGGUGAACUGAGUGAACGAAGCCCAGACGCAAGACAAGGCACCACCUUGGCCCGAGUCUUGACGGGUGAAUCCGCCAGCGGGGUGGGGGGGAGCCGGACCUCCUGCCCCCUUCCCCUGCGACUGCCGCUUGGGUCUCACUUGUACCCUUCACGAAAGAAGAGUUUGACUCUUCUGAGAAUAGCAAUAAUCCCCAUCCCAGCCCCGCGGCCGGCCCGCACCCCUGGCCCAGCGCAGGCCGCUCCAGAGGCCUCUUCAUGGGACCCCCUGAGACAGCUAACUGCCCCCUCCCUGAGUCAGCCGCACCCUGGCGCCUCCUGCUGGCUCUCCAGGGAGCCAACGCUGGCACCGGACACAGCAGGAGCAGGCUCAUGACUCUGGCAGGCGCCGGGGUGGGGCACCAGGGUCGGUUGUGGCAGCAGAGCGGGCACCGGAGAGGGACGAUUGCGGAGGGACCCGAGCCAGGCCGUGGCUCUGGGAGCAAUGGGGCGUGGAGCUGGAUCGGGGCCCUAGAGCCAGCCUGGUGUGCCAUCGCCCCGUCUCUCCCUGGGGGCUGCCUGCCCCAGGCCUAAGGCAGUGGGAGGCGCCGCUAUUUAUUUAUCUCACCCAACCCCCCGCUCUGACAGGUCCCGCGUCGGGCCCUUGUCCCUGGUGCUGACCAGGUGCCCCCUGCCUGAGGCCUGAGCCAUGCAGCCACCUGCAUUGAGGUCCCAACACCCAGCCCCGUGCCCACCCCCAGUCAGUGCCAGGUGCUCAUGUACUUGCGCCCUCUGCUGGCUGUGUGCAGCCCAGUAGGUGAGUGGGUGUGAGCGAUCCCAGAGGAAGGGCCCAUUGACACCCUCCUCCCCCCAGCCUGCGGCUUCUGGGUGCCGUGGCCCCUGGCCCCUGCAGC
Molecule: messenger RNA, 2628 nt
Organism: Terrapene triunguis (Three-toed box turtle)
Lineage: Eukaryota; Metazoa; Chordata; Testudines; Emydidae
Gene: GLIS2
Product: GLIS family zinc finger 2
Exons: 6
Coding region: 163-1749 (528 amino acids)
Biological process (GO): smoothened signaling pathway; regulation of transcription by RNA polymerase II
Cellular component (GO): nucleus
Molecular function (GO): DNA-binding transcription factor activity, RNA polymerase II-specific; RNA polymerase II cis-regulatory region sequence-specific DNA binding
Source: RefSeq, a predicted model, not a curated record